AUACGCAAUAAGCAUCCUCUCCUCUGAAGCAAAGAUCGUGAGCUUCCUCCUUUCUUUCUCUCCUUCCUUCUUUCUUUGAAUAUCAACACAUUCGGUGUAUGCCGUGGCCACUGCCUUCAGUUUAGGUCAAUCCUCUUUUCCCUCGCUAACUCAAUUUCGCUCCUAAUUCCAUCUCUACUUCCCACUCCGUACUUAGUUCCUCAAUUUUGUGAUGGCUAUGUUCUUCACGGAGUUGUAUUCUUCUGAAACGCGUAAACUAAUUGAACGACUCGUUAAUUAUAUUAUUUAUAAGGGGACAUUUCUACCACUGAUUGUGCCACCGACAGUAUAUCAGGCUGGUCUUUGGUCAACAUGGUUGACUGUGCUCUGUUCUUUAAAGAUGUUUCAAGCUUUGGCUAGAGAUCGUUUGGAGCGGCUGAAUGCAUCUCCAUCUGUGACACCUUGGACAUAUCUUCGUGUAUAUUCAGCAUUGUUAUUCGUUUUCUUCAUUGAUGUUUUCUGGAUAAGGUUUUGUGUGUCGGUAUAUAGAAGCGAUCCAUCCUCUCUGCAUCUGUUACUAUUCUUUGAGCCAUUAAGUAUUGCUUUUGAGACCCUACAGGCCAUUUUGGUGCAUGGAUUUCAGUUCCUUGACAUAUGGCUUCCUCAUUCAGCUUGCAACAGCAGUGAUUGCCAAAUGCCUAAAUUGUUUAAUACACUAACAGCAGGUGUCUUACUGGAAUGGAAGGGAACUCUUAUUCGGAACUUCGGGUUUUUCCUCGAUAUGGCAACAUUUUUAAUGGCACUUGGCCAUUACCUGUACAUAUGGCGUCUUCAUGGGAUGGCUUUUCAUCUAGUAGACGCAGUGUUGUUCCUAAACAUACGGGCAUUGCUUGGUGCAAUUAUAAAUCGUAUAAAAAGCUUCCAUAGGUUAAGGAUAGCUCUAGGAGCACUUAAUGCUGCUCUUCCUGAUGCGACAGAUGAGGAGUUAAGAGCAUACGAUGAUGAAUGCGCUAUUUGUAGAGAAUCCAUGGCUAAGGCAAAAAGGUUAAACUGCAAUCACCUUUUCCAUCUUGCAUGUUUGAGAUCUUGGUUGGAUCAAGGCCUGACUGAAAUGUAUACUUGUCCCACAUGCCGAAAGCCUCUUUUUCCAGGCCGGUCAGAAAAUGAAACAAGCUCCAAUGUCGGGGGAAUAUCUAGUGACGAGCAACUGGUACGCAAUACAAAUGCAGGACUGGAUCGGCAAAACUCUGCUAGAAAUACCAUGCCUGCAGUAUUGUAUCCCAAUCAUAUACCAAACUCGGCAGACAAUGUCCCUUGGAGGGGUGCAGGACUGGACUCAGGCUGGUUGCAUUCUUGGCCAAAUCAGGGUAUUGAUGGAGCUGGUCCAUCAUCUACAACAAUCAGAACGGUUGGAUUAGGAAGAGUUCAAAUGAUGAUGAGGCAGCUAACAUCUGUGGGAGAAACCUAUGCCCAGGGUGCCUUUGAAGAUGCUUCCUGGGGCCUCUGGCCUAUUAAUCCCUCCCAGGCUUCUUCUAGUAAUCCUACCGUUUCUGUUGGUGAGAGGCCAUCAGGAGGAUCAGGUAGCUUACAUAGAAGAAGUGGUUCACAAUCUGCAAAUGAUAAUAUGGCUAAUAUUCUUGCUAUGGCCGAAACUGUUCGGGAGGUUUUACCUCAUAUUCCAGAUGACAUAAUAUUCCAGGACUUGCAGAGAACAAACUCUGUCACAGUUACUGUGAAUAAUCUUCUUCAAAUGUAAUGUAUAUUGGUAUUUGAGUCAAGGAUUUUGAAGAAUCAAGUGGAACUUCAAGAUGUUGCUCUUGAAAUGUCCCUAGAGUGGCACAGGCUUCAUUUUAUGUAUAUAUUAUUAGCAAAUUUAACCUGUUAUCCAAAGAUAGUUGAGGAAAUGUGUUCAUCCUGGAUUUGUAGCAAAAUAAAUGUGGUAUAUGUUCAUGUGUUGCGCAAGUUCUCUCUCAAUUUUAAGGCUGAUGUACCACUGAGGAUGCUGUAAUUUUUCUUACCGUUUAAUCCUGGCAGAGACAAUAUCCUUAAACAGUAA
Arachis stenosperma is the source of this 2035-nucleotide messenger RNA. Its product is annotated as E3 ubiquitin protein ligase RIN2. The transcript is spliced from 12 exons. Lineage: Eukaryota; Viridiplantae; Streptophyta; Magnoliopsida; Fabales; Fabaceae. Gene Ontology annotation, molecular function: ubiquitin binding; ubiquitin protein ligase activity. Gene Ontology annotation, cellular component: plasma membrane; cytosol; ubiquitin ligase complex. The record is from RefSeq and is a predicted model, not a curated record. Gene Ontology annotation, biological process: ubiquitin-dependent protein catabolic process; protein ubiquitination; positive regulation of plant-type hypersensitive response. The coding region runs from base 212 to 1735 and encodes 507 amino acids.